AUGCUUGUAGCCGCUAAAUCGGGACGACUUGACGUAAUAAAGAUACUCAUUGAAUCCGGUGUUGAAAUUAGACAAGAGAACAUCGUCGAGUAUAUUUAUCAAGAGGAAAUGAUGACAGAGGAUCGGAUUUACAUGCACAUAGAAGCAGAGGUUGAUGCAUUUUCCCUUGCUUGCGAAGCCGACGAGGAGGUGGCACAAUUCAUGAUUCUAAAUGGGCUAGAUCUAAGAUAUAGAGAUCUCUGGUGGCCUGUCGAAUUUGGACGUAUGCAGGUUCUCGAGAUCCUUUUGCAAUAUCCGCUUUUCAAAACCAAGGAGGGCCAAGAUAUCAUCGAGGUAGUGCUUGAUUGUAUUGUUUAUAAACGCGAUAUCUAUCCUAUCAGGGAUUUUAGCGUUUUAAAAUCCCUUCUUGAUGCUAUGACCGAUCCAUCGUUCAAUAAGAUAGAGUGGCUUGAAAGAGCAACUGCUAAAGUCUUGGGAGGUAAAAGGAGUAGUUAUAAAGAUGCGCUGGGCAUGUAUCUAUUUGACCUCUUUAAAAACUCGGGAACCAAGUCGAUUUGUAACCCACAAAUUGCUCGACAGGCUGCUGGCAGUGACAACUUCCUGGAAAUCACAAAAACUAUACUGUUGGAAGCCGAGCACUCUAAAAAGAGUAAAAACGGCAAGACAUUACCCUGGAUUCAUGAGAUGAUGAAACAGGCCUCAAGGCGCAUUUGUCCUCGUACCGUAAUGUAUCUCCUCAGCUCUGGGUAUAAGUUUUCUAAAAUCUGUCUCCAUCAAGCUGUCAUAGGUCCUUUAUCAGAUUCAUAUAAGGGCCUUUGCGAAAGCAUGGUAUACACCAAUCAACUUGAGUUGAUUGACAUGCUUGUCAACUCUGGUAUUUCGGUUAACUCGUUCUAUCACUUCCCUCGGAGAGACGAGGAGACCCUGUUAGAGUAUGCACUAAAGUAUUCGCCGCUGGUAAUGACUAGAGACGGCAGACAAGGGCUAGACUGUCGCGUGGCACUUAGACUAAUGCACUACGGCGCCGACCCUACAAAAGUCGGAGAAGACACAAUAGAAAAUUGGCUUAAUAGGGUUUAUCAGGAUAAAUACCUAACGGAUUAUUUCCUCCACGAGAUACCCCAUAAAAAUGAUCUCGCGAGCCUGGGACGUGAUAUAUUUUCUCACAAAGUCUCAAGCGUAGAUUCUCCUCUAUAUAUCGACCAGAUCUAUGCCAUGGCGGUGAUGAUGAAAGGUAAGGACUUUCUCGAAAGUUGUUUAAAAGAGGUAGGAGUUGGCUGGGAUCAUCGAUACCGUAAUUCCGAGUGGCUGAAAAGACCCAAUGGGUUCCGGGGUUCUCCCAUGGAUCGUAGACGGCUUUCACUUGACGCGCAGCUUGGGGAAGGGAUAUGGGUGCCAAGGAAAAACAUUUGCAUUUUGUAA
Messenger RNA from Daldinia decipiens, 1422 nucleotides. RefSeq lists its product as uncharacterized. The transcript has a single exon. The record is from RefSeq and is a predicted model, not a curated record. Gene Ontology annotation, molecular function: protein binding. Bases 1 to 1422 code for a protein of 473 amino acids. Lineage: Eukaryota; Fungi; Ascomycota; Sordariomycetes; Xylariales; Hypoxylaceae.